Messenger RNA from Paecilomyces variotii, 1225 nucleotides. RefSeq lists its product as hypothetical. The record is from RefSeq and is a predicted model, not a curated record. The transcript has 4 exons. NCBI's taxonomy places the organism in Eukaryota, Fungi, Ascomycota, Eurotiomycetes, Eurotiales, Thermoascaceae. Bases 160 to 972 code for a protein of 270 amino acids.
UGUUAACAAGAAAGAUCGCCUUCGGCGCGGAAUAUCUUACUGAAGACAAGCUGUCGGAACAAAGCCCCUCCGAAGAAUCAAAGCAAUGAAAGUCCAGUAAUUACUUCCAACCUUGUUAACAUCAACGUACUCAUGGUAAUAAUUGGCCUGUAAACUAACAUGGAAUCCUUAUCGCUCCUCCUUCAGUCACCACAUAAGUGGACGUCGCAACAAUUCGAACUACUUCGACUAGUUCAGCAUAGUGACACUCCUGCUGCUAAUCUUAUUGAUCCAGAAUAUUUACCAGCAGACCAAGACGAAGAGUUCGAAACUCUACACGCAGAAUUCAUCGAACCAACCGAAGACGAUCUAGCGAAUUUCAGUUCUACGCGCUCCAUUUAUCGACGUAAUAGUUUCCAUUCCGUUUUCGCCAGACUAAAUGAAGCAAUGAGAUCACACAGCAGCUGGUCAGAAACAUCGAAGCAAGCUAUAUUGUUUCUUUGCGAAAUUCUCCUAUCUCAUAUCGAAGCAGCGAAAAACCUACGUAUGUCUACGAAAUCGAAGAUCCGGUUUGAAAUACUCUCGUCCAGAAUACGUGGCACGUUGGGUUGUGAUGGGACACUCAUAAGCGAGGCAGCUUCUCCGCAGCUUGUUGGCAUAUUUUCGGUCAAGAAAGAGAAUGAUACAUCAUACCUUGCUCGUUUAGUCUCCCAAGUCUUAUUACAGGGAGUCCUCGCCUAUGAACAUAAUAUGGCCGUGAUUGAUGAUCAUACGGCAUUCGUUCUGCGGAUGGAAAGGACGGUUUUGAAACUCACUAUGGCAAGGGUUUCUCCUACUUAUAUGGAAGAGCUCACUCAUGGAAAGCCUCUGAGUGGAACUUUCGAAGUCUUUCACUCUGAGCCCUAUGAUCUGUGCAAAAGAGAAGGGCGAGGAGAGGCAUUGAGGCUUAUAAUCGGGCUUUAUAGAUAUAUUAAUGCUAAAGGAAGGCCCUGAUUUAUAUCUAUAGCCUUCCUUCAGGAAUAUUUUGCAGCAAGGUUAUCUCGGCGUGACCACUUUGAAGGUAAUCGAGGAUACCGGUGCAGAAAUGCAAAGCUCCGGUCCUCCCCAUCUUUGUUUUCAAAUCAAAAGACUUCGAGCGUCUUACCAAUAGCUUCUCUGAUGCUGGAAAUGUCAGACGAUAGACGCGUAGAAGAUAUUCUGCACUGAAAUCUGCGGCAAUAAAUCUAAGGUAGGUUAGGAAAUACCA